Messenger RNA from Colletotrichum destructivum, 390 nucleotides. RefSeq lists its product as uncharacterized. The transcript is spliced from 2 exons. Lineage: Eukaryota; Fungi; Ascomycota; Sordariomycetes; Glomerellales; Glomerellaceae. The record is from RefSeq and is a predicted model, not a curated record. The coding region runs from base 1 to 390 and encodes 129 amino acids.
AUGUCGAAGAAGCUCCACGACGCCGUGACUGAGGCGCGCACGUUGUGGCAAUGCAACUACAUGCGAAAUGAUGCUCGGUGGAGCCUGAAGCAACUACACGGUCUGUACCAUCUCAUCCUUGACAACAGAGAUGAGCUCGCAAAACACGCUUCCAGCGUUUUGCUCCUGACCUCAUCGACGUCUUGCCACACAGAGUACUCGACUUGCGCGAAUGAGAAAAACAUUGCUCGUCUUGUGGGCGAACUCAGCCUACACAUUCAGGACGCCGAUCAGACGAUUGUCCGGUCAACUUGGACGGCUAGUGCUCCCCUGUUGGGGCAGCUCGAGGUCUUGAGGCAGCCCUUGGGGGUCUCUGUUGUUGUCUUUGGGCCCCAAACCCCUGUAGGCUAG